GGGAACGGAGGGAGUAUUACGGAACGUCAAUUUCAUCCGUCUCCAUCAUAAUAAUCACAACAUUGGCAAUCGUUUCUUUUGGAAAAUAAGAUGUGUAAAGCUUAAUACGGCGCGUGAUCGUAUGUGCGUCGCGUAUUUCACUGUCUAAAAUGCAAAAAAAUACCCCGGACGUCGUUAUUUUUCGUAAAUAAUUCGAGUGCAAGGGGACCGGGUUCACCCUCUAUUUUCGCCCCCCCUAAAACGCAAAUGGUCAGGGGCUCCCUAUCGGAUUUUUUGUUCUUGUGAAUGGUUUUUUUUUGUGGUGGUGCUUAUUCCGGGUUUAUUGAGGUGCCGAAAUGAGGUGGAUCGCCCACAUCGAGGGCUGCCCCAAGAGGGUCAAUCAUGCCGCCGUGGCUGUCAAUCACAAAAUUUAUUCUUUCGGCGGUUACUCCACAGGAGAAGAUUGCCGAGGAUACACUUCAAUGGAUGUACAUGUUUUAAACACUCACACCAACCGAUGGGUGAAACACCCCGUCAGCGAUCUGCCCUAUUUUGAAAACGAUGAUAUUUUGCCAUAUAGAAGGUACGGCCACACUGCGGUAGUAUACAAAGACAACAUCUACAUAUGGGGCGGCAGGAACGACCGCGCCUCCUGCUCGGUACUGUUCAAAUUCGACACGUUCUGGCACUGUUGGACGGCGCCCCCCACCACCGGGCCCGUGCCCCUCGCCCGGGACGGACACACCGCCUGCAUCUGGAAAAAUUACAUGUUCAUAUUCGGGGGCUACGAGGAGGAAACGGACGUGUUCGCCAAACAAGUCUGCUAUCUGGAUUUGGACCGGUUACAUUGGAAUAUCGCCGUAUGUGGAGGUUUCGAACCGACCCUUCGGGACUUCCACACUACCGUCUGUAUAAAUGAUCGAAUCUACCUCUUUGGAGGCAGAGGUGCCAUGUUAUCCCAAAUAAACACCCCGUUGGAGACUUAUUGCAACAAGGUCUGGUAUUUGGAUAUGAAAACGUUCAAUUGGCAUUGCUGCAAGGCCACCGGUGAAAUUCCAGUGGGACGAAGGAGUAAUUCGGCCUUUGUCCACAACAAUAAAAUGUACAUAUUCGGCGGGUACAAUUCGGUACGAGCGCAGCACUACAACGACCUCUACAUGUUCGAUCCGGAAACCUGCGUGUGGACGAGGAUCAAUCCGUCUGGCAAGUCGCCCUGCGAGAGACGAAGACAGGCCUGCACCAAAGUUGGCGAUAAAAUCUACAUUUUUGGUGGAACAAGUCCGAUGCUGAACAAAAACCAAGAGGAAGACCUGGAGAGCGGUCUGGACGGAUUGGUGGAUCACAGUGACAUGUUCAUACUAGACCUGAACUCCUCCCUGAAGACCCUCAGUAUGGUCGCGGUGAAGAGAUACAACCUGGACGAUUCCGCGCUACCUCAAAGCCUUAGGAUGGAACUGUACAACAUGCACAUGCCGAACAAAAUUACAAUAAGUCGACCGUGUAACUCGGCCGGCUAGCAAACGACCCCGUAAAAUGUCCCAUAUUAUUGUUUCUGGUAUAAUAACAAUAGUCAUCGGUAAAUUUGUAUAGUGUCUUUUUGUACAUAGUCAAAAAAAAAAUAAAUAAAAAUAACAUUUUAUUGAA
Anthonomus grandis grandis is the source of this 1623-nucleotide messenger RNA. Its product is annotated as kelch domain-containing protein 3-like. Gene Ontology annotation, cellular component: cytoplasm. Gene Ontology annotation, molecular function: chromatin binding; protein binding. The record is from RefSeq and is a predicted model, not a curated record. Bases 336 to 1496 code for a protein of 386 amino acids. The transcript is spliced from 7 exons. Lineage: Eukaryota; Metazoa; Arthropoda; Insecta; Coleoptera; Curculionidae.